UGAAAACAUAGGAAAAUAUAAAUUCUUAUAUCACGUGAAUAUGAAUUUUGGUAAGUAAAUCAUGAUUUAUACAACCAACCACUCUCCCAAUCAAGUCGAACCAUUUGGCUGACAAAAUCUCUCCCACAUCAACAAAAAAAGACUACCACCAUCGACAACCACCAAUUCUUCCCGUUUCUAUGGCCUUAUCCACUCCCUCAACCGCCGUCAACACCACCACCACCACCACACACCAACUCCCUAAACUCUUCCACUCUCACUCCUCCCUCUCCACCAUAACUUUUCCGGCCAAACUCACCACCACCCACCACCUCUUUUCAGCUACACCCAUCUCAAAAUGGAGGACCAAUGUCUCUUUUCUAACAUCUUUCUUGAACAAACCCAAAGACGCCAAACCCAUUAAAGAAGAGCUUCUUGACGCCAUUGCUCCCCUUGAUCGUGGCGCUGAAGCUUCCGCUGAAGACCAACAGACAAUCGAGGAGAUAGUUCAAAAACUUGAAGCAGCAAAUCCAACAAAAGAUCCUCUCAAGUCUCCUUUACUAGAUGGAAAAUGGGAACUCAUAUACACCACUUCACAAUCCAUUCUACAAACUAAGAGACCCAAGUUCCUUAGGUCACGUGUAAACUAUCAAGCGAUUAAUGUAGACACACUGAGAGCUCAAAAUAUGGAAUCGUUUCCUACCUUUAACCAGGUAACAGCGGAUCUAACACCAGUGAACUCCAAAAAGGUAGCAGUGAAAUUUGAUUACUUCAAGAUUGUGGGAUUGAUACCGGUUAAAGCACCCGAUUCAGCUCGAGGUUCACUUGAGAUAACAUAUUUGGAUGAAGAAUUGAGGGUCUCAAGGGGCGAUAAGGGAAACUUGUUUGUUUUAAAGAUGAUUGAUCCUUCUUACCGAAUCCCCACAUGA
Molecule: messenger RNA, 908 nt
Organism: Lactuca saligna
Lineage: Eukaryota; Viridiplantae; Streptophyta; Magnoliopsida; Asterales; Asteraceae
Source: the annotation of a GenBank genome assembly